CAGUCAGAAUCGAGCAUUCAACAGCACUGAGGUAUAAAAGGUCAGUUGUGAAUGGUUUGUGUUCUUCUUGUAAAUUGGUAUUGUAAUGCUGUGGGUGUACAUGAGGCUGCUUUUCAGCAAAUAAAGAGUGAAGGAGAUUUUAGAAAAAAGUUGUGGUCAGAGCGCUUCCGCUCUCCUGCAUCUAAAACACAACUGAAGUGUUUCCUGACUGAAGCAGAACGAUUUCAGAGUGCUUCUUAACAGAUUUCCAGCGUCAGCAUGACAACGGUACUUUGGUUCUAUCUACUUGUGUGCUGUGGAGCUGCAGAAGCUUUCACAGAGAAGUCGGUAGAUUUGGGACAAAAUGUGACUCUAAAGUGUCAGGUGGGUGUAAGAGAUGUGUUCUGGUUCCUGAUCAAGCCAUCAGAAUCUCUGGUGAUUAUAUUACGCUCUUACUCGAUUAUGGCCCUAGAGCCAAUAUACAGUAACAUGACCUUCAGCAAGAUAUACUCAGUGCAAUAUAACAGCAGUUUAUUUAUACACAAUAUCAGUACUAAUGAAUUAGGAGUGUAUUAUUGUCUUCGAACUGGUUCACCUCCCGACAUCGGCAGUGGAAUCAGACUUUACAUCCGGAAUCAUUCAGCUGAUAAUCGGACAGGCAGCAAAGAAGCCGUCCUCUUGCCGAUUCUCCUCAUAUCAGUUAUAAUGAACUUUGUUCUGGCCGUUCCAGUUGCAGUUCGUCACUGCAGAAGACGUCCAAAAACUCGAGCACAACCUUCAAAUCCUGGUUUACAGCCGCGUCAGGACAGUACCGACCAUGUGUACGCCGAGGUGCAGUUCAGCACGACGAACGGACCCGUCAGGACGGCUAACGGACCCGUCAGGACGGCUAACCUCGACAGCACGUACGCUCUUGUAAAUCUGUGACCCCGAGUGACCCCACGCAACACCUUGGACCACACGUGACGUUUCAUCAUAUUCAUAAAGAAGGCCCGUUUCUGCAGCUUCCGUGUAUGGACAAUUCGCAAAUGAUUCGUUUGUAAAAACCAGAUGAACUGAUUCAUGAGCAUGAACAAAUCUUUUUUAUUUUUAUUUUUUUAAGGCCUAAAUUUAUAGAAGUGCUUUUGUAGAUGCUGUUCGAGUUGCUAAUCAAAAAACCCACAUUGUUAAGAGUCACUUAAUGAGAUGAUUUGGAAGAUUCGAAUCACUUAAGUGAGUCAUUGGACUGAAAUGAGUCAUGCUUCAAACCCUGAUAAUGUUUAGUAGUGUUCCGACUAGAGUGUCAGCCAUUUUGAGAAACAUUUUACAAAAGGCGGCAGGGGGGUGAGGGUGGGGUUGGGGGGCCUAGGCAUUGUCGUCUAUCUCUCGCAGGACAAGAUAUUUUCCCAUAAUGCCCUGACAGUGUUUCAGUUAUGCUGCAUUUAGACUGACCUCGUUAGUGUAGGAAGUUACAUCAUUUUCAACCUCUGUGCAUUCAGGCUACAAUGUGGGGAAAACCAUGGACGCCUCCAUGCCAGCUAACUGCGAUGAGUAUAGAAAAUAUCUAUGAAGUGUAAUCAAUAUAUGUAACUAACAUUUGGAUAUGUUAAUGAAGUGUAACCAACAUUUAGAAUUAUUACUUAAACAUAAUCAAAUAAUCAAUAUUAGUUAAAAAGCAUAAUCUAUAUGCAUAAUCAAUAGUUAGAAGCAUAAUCUAAAUCCAUAGAACAAUGUUUGAUCAAGUUAUAUUCUAAGUGUGUGUUGCGUUAGAUGAACUCUGUGUCUUACUGUACACUAAUUGUUCUUUCUGUACCAGCCGGUAUCCUCCUCCACAGAAGCAGAUAUAACUUUGAGGCCGAUACCAAUUAAUGAGCUAGGGUAAGGCUUGGGGAAAAAAGGCGAGUGUGGAUCAAGGUCAGGACACAAGCCUGUGUGAAACCUUUUUUUUUUUUUUAAAAAAAAAGAAACAACCAUGACCUCAUGAAAUCGUAACUGCACAUGCUUCACAAAUUUAAGACAACACAUAGAUAUGAAUAUUUAUUUGUGGCAAAGAAGAUUGGUCUGUUUUAAUGAGGAAAGGCAAAACCCCACCUACAAUGACUACACAUGGAGGAAGGUAUAUAAAAUGCUGUGUGUGUUUGCAUAAUUCGGACUUUCUGCAGACUGUCACACUUUAUUGUUUCAAUACAGUUUAUUUACUUUUUGACAUCUACUAAACUUUCUGUCUCUGAAGUUUUUGACUUAGGCUAAAAAGGUUGAAUUAUCCAUGACAUGAGCGAUGUAUAUUCACCUAUAAAGGCAGUGUAUAUAUAUUUUAACAAGCACAUAUGUCUGUAUGUUGAUUGAUCUAAAGCAAAUACUUGUAAAUACAGUAAUAUACUCAGGUAAAGGUAAGAAAUUGUUUACUGAUGCUGAAGCAGCUAUAUUGAUUUGCCCUUACUUGCUGAACUCGGGGUCGAGGAGACGAGUCAUUGAGCAGGAAUUCUGAGUCGAGGGAGCGCUUACGUUCAUUUUUUUUCCUAGUCAGAGAUCGGAAAUGACAAGUUGGGACCUUCAGUCAAACGCAGCAUUAGAUUACAGUGUCACAUUUAAACGACUGUGCAAUGAAAUAAAGUCUUAUAAAAUAUCUUUA
Messenger RNA from Ictalurus punctatus (channel catfish), 2590 nucleotides. RefSeq lists its product as uncharacterized. The record is from RefSeq and is a predicted model, not a curated record. Bases 259 to 906 code for a protein of 215 amino acids. Lineage: Eukaryota; Metazoa; Chordata; Actinopteri; Siluriformes; Ictaluridae. The transcript has 5 exons.